Messenger RNA from Triplophysa rosa, 1298 nucleotides. RefSeq names its product peptidyl-tRNA hydrolase 2 (gene ptrh2). The record is from RefSeq and is a predicted model, not a curated record. Gene Ontology annotation, molecular function: peptidyl-tRNA hydrolase activity. Lineage: Eukaryota; Metazoa; Chordata; Actinopteri; Cypriniformes; Nemacheilidae. Gene Ontology annotation, biological process: negative regulation of anoikis; positive regulation of anoikis. Gene Ontology annotation, cellular component: mitochondrion; cytosol. Bases 334 to 858 code for a protein of 174 amino acids. The transcript is spliced from 2 exons.
GUUAUUAUUUUGGGGCCAUUUUUUUGCAAAAAAAGGCAGGAAAAUGUAAUAGACAUAAAUGAAAUUUUGUAGGGCAUUACCCAGAAUUUUGAUGUCCUACUGAACUACAGUUAACGUUACCCCCAGACACUUUUAGGGCAGAAAAGGAAUAAAAAGAAGAAACAAAUCCUCACAAAUACAGUCGAGUUCCAGGCUCCAGUGCUUUGUGCUUCGACACCUUAUAAAUAAUUUUACGUUGCUGCGUCUUUAAGAAAGUGACGUCAUAAACACGCGCCGGCACGCUGAAGUGGCUCUUGUGGAGGCUGCUAAAUCAUUUUCAUAGCUGAUUUCAGGAUGGAUUCUCUGUGUGGAUCUGUGGCAUUAGGUAUACUGGCAGGUGUGGGCUGUGGCCUUUGCCUGGGUUGGCACCUCAGUGGCCGCUUUGGCAAAGCAUCCCGCACUACGAUGGCCGCUUUGGAAAACAGCAGUGCUACUGCCAGCGAGUCCAGCGUGAUGGGAGAGAGUGGAGAGUUCAAAAUGAUCCUGGUGGUCCGAACAGAUCUAAAGAUGGGAAAAGGAAAAGUGGCGGCUCAGUGCUCUCACGCCGCCGUGUCCGCAUACAAACAGGUCCAGCGCAGAAACCCAGAGCUCCUGAAACAGUGGGAGUACUGUGGGCAGCCUAAAGUGGUGGUCAAGGCCCCGGAUGAGGACUGUCUGUUGGAGUUACUGACCCAUGCCAAAGAGCUCAGACUUCCGGUCAGUUUAAUACAGGAUGCUGGAAGAACCCAAAUCGCUCCAGGUUCUCGGACGGUUCUUGGUGUGGGACCUGGGCCGUCAGAUCUUGUGGACAAAGUUACAGGACACUUAAAACUGUAUUAAAUGGAUACACUGAGUGUAUUGCAAAGAUGGGGCUAAACUUGUCAUAUGUACAGUUUUGACCAGUCCUAGACAUUAUAGUUUUUGUACAGUGGAGGAAAAUCACAAAGAUCGAAGAAAUGAAAUUAAAGGGUUGAAUUGAGACGAUUUGAUUUAUAGUUUGACCGUUUAUUUUAAUUAAACAGUUUACCUAUUCCAGUAUUGAACAUACAAGUACAUUUGUUUGGUCUUUAAGUCUAUGUACAGAAACGGGCUAUUUGGUUAAUGUAAAUCUGGGAUCUCUGUUCUACAAUAUCAGAAAGACUCCCUCAUACCCAAAACAACAUUUGUCAAACCAUGACCGUUUGAUUUGAAAUGCUGUUCCCUUUUAACUGGACAGCAUCUUGUAUUUAAUAUUAACCUUUACAGACAUGUUUUAUAUCUUAUGAACAUUAACAUGUGAU